AUGGUUGCGCGCGGACUGGUGCUCCUGCCUUCUCGAGAGCGCACGUGGCGCCCGCCCCGCUACGAAUGCGACCCUCGCCCCCCCCGCGCCGCCCGCCUCACCAGAUGCGGGGCCACAUGCGUCGCCGUGCCGUGUGCUUGCUACGGCCUGCUGCCUCAGCAACCCUCCAGUGCUUACAAUGAUAUAGCUAGUUAUCACAGUUGCUCCUUCCGAAAUCCUCCGUGUCCUCGAUUGGCAUUGGCCAAAAAAUUUAUGUAA
Pieris macdunnoughi is the source of this 258-nucleotide messenger RNA. NCBI's taxonomy places the organism in Eukaryota, Metazoa, Arthropoda, Insecta, Lepidoptera, Pieridae. The record is from the annotation of a GenBank genome assembly.